Linum trigynum is the source of this 1254-nucleotide messenger RNA. Lineage: Eukaryota; Viridiplantae; Streptophyta; Magnoliopsida; Malpighiales; Linaceae. The record is from the annotation of a GenBank genome assembly.
AUGGAGGAUGAGAUGCGGCCAGUGAGACAGCCGCAGAGGAGACUGACACCGAACCUGGAGGCUGUGGUUCGGGCAGAGAUCGUGAAGCUGUUGGACGCGGGGAUCAUCUUCGCCAUUUCCGACAGCGAGUGGGUCAGUCCCACCCAGGUGGUACCCAAAAAGGGUGGGAUGACUGUGGUGCCUAACGAGAAGAAUGAGCUGAUCCCGAUGCGCACGGUGACUGGGUACCGUGUCUACAUUGAUUACCGGCGUCUCAACGACGCCACUCGGAAGGACCACUUCCCGCUACCAUUCAUUGAUCAGAUGCUGGAGCGACUGGCGGGGCACGAGUUCUACUGUUUUCUGGAUGGGAUGUCCGGGUACUUCCAUAUCCCGAUUGCACCGGAGGACCAGGCGAAGACCACUUUCACCUGCCCCUUCGGCACCUUUGCAUACCGGAGGAUCCCAUUCGGGCUAUGCAAUUCCCCUGCGACUUUUCAGCGUUGCAUGCUCGCCAUCUUUGACCGUCUGGUCGGCGAGAUUAUGGAGGUUUUUAUGGACGAUUUCUCGGUUUAUGGAGACUCAUUCUCUCACUGUCUCCAUAACCUGGAGCUUGUCCUUAGACGGUGUGAAGAAACGAACCUGGCACUGAGUUGGGAGAAGUGUCACUUCAUGGUUCGAGAAGGCAUAGUUCUUGGGCAUAAGAUCUCCAAGAUGGGGAUUGAGGUGGACAGAGCGAAGAUUGAGACUAUCAGCAAGCUGCCUCCUCCUACAUCUGUUAAGGGGAUCCAGAGUUUUCUUGGUCAUGCAGGGUUCUACAGGCGGUUCAUCAAGGAUUUCUCGAAGAUUGCUCUGCCCCUGACGAAGCUUCUAGAGAAGGAUGCUCCCUUCCAGUUCACUGAUGCAUGCACAGCGGCUUUCAGGACCUUGAAGGAGAAGCUCACCCAGGCUCCUAUCAUGGUUGUUCCUGACUGGUCCUUACCAUUUGAGAUUAUGUGCGAUGCCAGUGACUUUGCUGUUGGAGCUGUGUUGGGGCAGAGGCGUGAUCAGCAUUUCCGACCCAUCUACUACGCCUCGAAGACCUUGAAUGAUGCCCAGGAGAACUACACCACCACGGAGAAAGAGCUGCUCGCGGUGGUGUUUGCCUUCGAUAAAUUUCGCCCCUAUCUGGUCUUGUCCCAUGUGAUUGUGUAUACUGAUCACUCCGCGAUUCGAUACUUGAUGAGCAAGGCUGAUGCAAAGCCUAGGCUCAUACGAUGGAUGUUACUGCUGUAG